GGGAAAAACAAACAGGAGGACAGGCUGUGUGAUCCUGGUUUCAAGAUGUAGAAGCCGCAUCAGAAGAGCCCUCUGUCAGUGUGUGUGCGUGUGUGAACGCACCAUAACAUCAGGGGACUUGUGUUUCAAGGAUAGUGAAGGUGGAGAGACGCAACACGAGAAGUCCCCCCGCCACCUCCACAGACGAUGACAAAUUAGUCCUUAUUCAGCAAGGAGCCAGAGCAUCACCCUGAGGAUCAGAUGUUGUCCACAGCUCAGCAGAUGCUGCAGGAUAGCCGCUCCAAGAUCGAGCUGAUCCGACUGCAGAUUAUCAAAGUCACCCAGGUUGGCAGCAGCAGUGGCGGCGGGGGUAUUGGAGGUGAUGGUGGCGGCAACCAGGACAGCUCUACACAUGGAGGGAUGUCUCCAGUCGCUGUCAGUCCUGCGGAUGCUCGUUUGGCAGAGUUGCAGCACUACAUACAGAGAGAGACAGAUGCAUUGGUGCUGGCCAAAGAUGUGGUGAAGCAGCUGAAGGGAAUCUCUUCGCUGGACCAGAAGGCGCUGGCUGAGGCUCAGUCCCGGGUGCAGGAGUCCUCCCAGAAGCUGGAUCUUCUGCGGCUGUCCCUGGAGAAAUGCCUGAAGGAAAACAACCAGGAGCCUCUUGAGCAGCCUGCAGCGGGGGUCGACCCUUCAGACAGACCCCCGUCUCCUCGUAGCUCCAGACCUGGAUGUCCCCUGUCCACCUCCCUGUCCAAUUUCUCCAUCAGACCUGCCUCCUUAACUGGCAAACUUGAAGUCAGGCUUCUUGGAUGUGAGGAUUUACUAAAACCUCUGACAAACCCAGAGCUGGAAAACCAUCUGAGUCCCAGUGAGGACAGUUCACCAGCUGCUCACAGGACAGAUGGACACUCUGCGGAGGUCAGUGCGGUGCUCAGGCUGGACACCAGAGUGGUCGGCCGGACACGCUGGGCAGCCGUCAGCAGGCAGAGCUGGGACCAGACGUUCUGCAUCCAGCUGGAGCGGUCUCGAGAGCUGGAAGUCGGUGUCUUCUGGGGGGACCGGAGGGCGAUGUGUGCGAUCAAGUUCCUGCGACUGGAGGAGAUGAUGGACAAUCCAAACCACAACCAGUUAAUUCUGGAGCCCCAGGGCCUCCUCCACGCCAAGCUUCGAUUCAUCGACGCUGUUGUUGAGCGGCAGCCGAAACUGAGACGUCAGAGAUGUAUCUUCACUAAAGAGAGAGGCAAGAAUUUCCUCAGAGCAGCCCAGAUGAACAUGAAUUUUGCCACAUGGGGUCAUCUGAUGAUGAGCAUCCUCCCUCGCUACAGCUCCUUCACCACAUUCAGCUCGUCCCUGUCUAUGACCCCCGACCUCAUGGCCAACAACACCCCACGUGCAACUGAGAAGGAGCCUCAAACCACCACUCCACUGCCAAGCGAAGCUCCAGUAAUCAGACUCAGCAUAACUGAGGAUCAGCCCUCCCCCACCAGCAUCGACCAAGGAGACAACACCUCCACCAUCAUCACUACAGAACGUACAGCGUCAUCUGUGCCCGCGCUGCAAGAAAAGCUGUCAUCCAUAAACAACAGAGAAGAAAGUGAAGAUCAGCCUGUAUCUGCUCUGAAGAUGCAGAUGGAAGAUUACAAAUAUAUUUCAGUUCUGGGCAGAGGACACUUUGGGAAGGUCCUGCUGGCAGAGUUUAAGAAGUCAGGAAAACUGUACGCCAUCAAAGCCUUGAAGAAAAAAGACAUUGUGACACGUGAUGAAGUGGACAGCCUCAUGAGUGAGAAGAGGAUCUUUGAGAUGAUCAACGCAUCUAGACAUCCAUUCCUGGUGAACCUCCACGGCUGCUUCCAGACCAGCGACCACGUCUGCUUUGUCAUGGAGUAUUUACCAGGCGGCGACCUCAUGAUCCACAUCCACAACAACGUCUUCACCGAGGCACAGACCAGGUUUUAUUCAGCGUGUGUCCUGUUGGGUUUAGAGUUCCUGCAUCUGAAUAAAAUCAUCUAUCGAGAUCUGAAGCUGGACAACCUGUUAAUGGAUGCAGAUGGAUUUGUGAAAAUCACAGACUUUGGGCUUUGUAAAGAAGGGAUGGGUCACGGAGAUCGGACCUCCACGUUCUGUGGGACUCCUGAGUUUCUGGCUCCUGAGGUCUUGACAGAUGACAACUACACCCGAGCAGUGGAUUGGUGGGGGAUGGGCGUCCUCAUCUACGAGAUGCUUGUGGGAGAGUCUCCAUUCCCUGGUGAGGAUGAGGAGGAGGUGUUCGACAGCAUCGUCAAUGAUGAUGUGCAGUAUCCAGGCUCUCUUCCUCCUGGUGCUGUCUCCAUCAUCCAGAAGCUGCUGAAGAAGAAUCCUCUGAAAAGGCUUGGAGCUGGAGAGAGGGACGCAAACGAGGUCAAGGGAGAGAAAUUCUUUGAGACCAUCGACUGGGAAGCCCUGCUGGCCAAGAAAGUAAAACCGCCGUUCCUGCCGUCAAUCAGAGAGUCCAUGGAUGUCAGCAACUUUGACAGCGAGUUCACUCGACUUCAGCCGGUCCUGUCGCCUCCCUCCAAGCCCUUCAGCCUCUCUGCCGAGCAGCAGGAAGCCUUCGCGGACUUCGACUUCUGCGCCUUGCAUGGAUGAAAGACGAGCUGAAAAGACCAGGGUGGGAAAUUACCACCAGACUCAUACGUUUGUUUUGUGGCUGGGAAGUUUCUUAACUUGGCAGGUAACAAACCAUCUUUAUUUACUUAUAAUCAGCCGCCCUACAGGCAGGUCAAGUAAUUCAA
Chelmon rostratus (copperband butterflyfish) is the source of this 2750-nucleotide messenger RNA. Its product is annotated as serine/threonine-protein kinase N2-like. Bases 241 to 2604 code for a protein of 787 amino acids. Gene Ontology annotation, biological process: protein phosphorylation; signal transduction. NCBI's taxonomy places the organism in Eukaryota, Metazoa, Chordata, Actinopteri, Chaetodontiformes, Chaetodontidae. The record is from RefSeq and is a predicted model, not a curated record. The transcript has 20 exons. Gene Ontology annotation, molecular function: ATP binding; protein serine/threonine kinase activity.